CGGCUGGCAGGAGCCGCGCAGAGGCUGGCCGGAGCGCGUUGCAGCCGCUCGGCGUAGGGAGAGUCGGGUAGCAGCAUUCUCCGGGCGCCGCUUUCGCUUGGCGGCGGCAGCGGGGUCUUUUCGGCUCCUAUACCUUGUUGGCUAGAAGCUAGUGGUGCCAGGGGCGGGGUGGGCAGGGUAGCGCUGGGGAUCCGGGCGCCUUUGCCCAGAGGUGUGCUUGCGGGGUCCUUCGGGCCAGUCGGAGACUGCGGAGCGGCGUCGGCGCUGCCCGCCCGGGCAUCCUCUGGGUGAUGGAAGAAGAAACCGCUGCCUCUGCAGCCGUUGCGGGGUCGCGCUGCUCCCCAUCGCCGCUGCUGCCAGAGAGAUGGGAAGAUUCGCGGCGCUGAGGCCGAGAGCGAAAGAGGCAGAGCCGCUGUGCCGGGGACUGGGUCCCAUGUGAACCCCCUCCCCCUGCCGCCCCCAGCCGGCUUCGCCCCCCGGAGCGCCGUGCGCGGGCGAGGAAGGGAAGCUGCGGUCUCAAGAGAGUGGAGGAGACGCCGUUCGAGACAAGGCGCUCCGGGCACUCGGCGGAGCGGGGAGCAGGGCGUCGGGCCCGGUGAAAGUUUCCUUUCCCGAGCCGCGGGACGCCCGCUGCUCGGACACUGUUCAGGACUCAGGCUGCCUAGGGCCGGUGAGUCCCGCGGCCCUUUCUAAGGUUCGGGGACCCGCGGCAGGAGAGAGCGGACAAGAAAUCGAGGGACGAGUGGCAGCUGAACCAACCGCCGGGCCGCGUACCCGGGCCGCUCCGGGACGCGCCCUCGGCUCCAGGUCCUUCCCGGAGCCGCUGCCAUGGGAGAGCUAGCUCGGGACGCUGGGGACCAGCCGCCGCUGCCGCCGCGCCCGCCUAGGAGCAGCGGCCCCAGCUCCCGCGCCUGCAGCGGGUCCGCUGCGUCCCCCACCCGGGCUGCAGGGCCUCCGCCGCUCUGCCGGCCCGGGCAGUGCCUGUGAUGAGCCGCAGCCCGCCGCGAGCUCUACCCCCGGGCGCACUUCCCCGGCUUCUCCCAGCCGCGCCCGCCGCCGCGCCGCGCGCCCUGCUCCCGCCGUGGCCCCGGCGCCCGGGCCGCCGCUGGCCCGCGUCCCCGCUCGGAAUGAAGGUGUUCCGCAGGAAGGCGCUGGUGCUGUGCGCAGGCUAUGCGCUGCUGCUGGUGCUCACCAUGCUCAACCUCCUGGACUACAAGUGGCACAAGGAGCCGCUGCAGCAGUGCAGCCCCGACGGGCCUCUGGGCGCCGCGGCGGGAGCUGCGGGAGGAGGCUGGGGGCGUCCGGGGUCGCCACCCGCAGCGCCGCCCCGCGCGCACACCCGCUUGGACCUCCGCACGCCGUACCGCCCGCCCGCUGCUCCCGUCGCGGGGAGGGUGGCAGGGGCCGCGCCCCCUCCGGGCAAUGUCAGCCGGGGCGGCGCGGGCAAGAGACAGCUGGUGUACGUGUUCACCACGUGGCGCUCGGGCUCGUCUUUCUUCGGUGAGCUCUUCAACCAGAACCCCGAGGUGUUCUUUCUUUACGAGCCAGUGUGGCACGUGUGGCAAAAGCUGUACCCAGGGGACGCCGUUUCCCUGCAGGGGGCGGCGCGGGACAUGCUGAGCGCUCUCUAUCGCUGCGACCUGUCGGUAUUCCAGUUGUACAGCCCGGCAGGCAGCGGGGGGCGCAACCUCACCACGUUGGGCAUCUUCGGCGCGGCCACCAACAAGGUGGUAUGCUCCUCGCCGCUCUGUCCCGCCUACCGCAAGGAAGUCGUGGGGCUAGUGGACGACCGCGUGUGCAAGAAGUGCCCGCCUCAGCGCCUGGCCCGCUUCGAAGAGGAGUGCCGCAAGUACCGCACGCUGGUCAUCAAGGGUGUGCGGGUCUUCGACGUGGCUGUAUUGGCGCCGCUACUGCGCGACCCGGCCCUGGACCUCAAGAUCAUCCACCUGGUGCGUGAUCCCCGCGCCGUGGCCAGUUCUCGCAUCCGCUCACGCCACGGCCUCAUUCGCGAGAGCCUGCAGGUGGUGCGUAGCCGGGACCCGCGCGCCCACCGCAUGCCCUUCCUGGAGGCCGCUGGCCACAAACUGGGCGCUAAGAAGGAGGGUGUGGGUGGCCCAGCCGAUUACCACGCGCUUGGCGCCAUGGAGGUCAUCUGCAACAGCAUGGCCAAGACGCUGCAGACGGCCCUGCAGCCCCCGGACUGGCUGCAGGGCCACUACCUGGUGGUGCGGUACGAGGACCUGGUGGGAGACCCUGUCAAGACUCUGAGGAGGGUGUACGACUUUGUGGGGCUGCUGGUGAGUCCUGAGAUGGAACAGUUUGCUCUGAACAUGACUAGUGGCUCGGGCUCUUCCUCGAAGCCCUUCGUGGUGUCGGCCCGCAACGCCACGCAGGCUGCCAAUGCCUGGCGGACCGCCCUCACCUUCCAGCAGAUCCAACAGGUGGAGGAGUUUUGUUACCAGCCCAUGGCCGUGCUGGGCUAUGAGCGGGUCAGCAGCCCGGAGGAGGUCAAAGACCUCAGCAAGACUCUGCUCCGGAAGCCCCGGCUGUGAGAGGGCUUCUGGGGUGAUCUGACUCUUAGUGGAGACACCCACAGGAUUGUGGUAUGUUUAAACAAACACAGCCCAGACCCAAACUGAGGAAGCCCACAUAUUCUAUUAUAGAUAUAUAAUAUAAAUAACCACACAGGCAUUUGCUGUCCAUGUUUUGAGUCAUUGAAUUCCAAGGAACAGCCCCAACACACACCUCUUGGAAAAGGCAAGACUUGAAAGUUCUGACCAGCCACCUCCGCUCACCUCCCCUGGCCUUUUCUCCCUUCCACUAUCUCCCAUGUCUUACCCUCUCCCCCACCUGCUUUCUAUUUUGAAGUGGAAUGCUGAUGAUAUCAAGUUCCAGUAAUCCAAAUCUUGUUUACAAACUUUUCGUGCUAUCUGUGAACAUGUAAAACAGUAAUUUGGGUGUGGGGGGUGGGGUGGAGAAAGGGGAAGUGAUCCAGGAGCAAAGAGUCCCAUUGGGUAUGAUCAGCCACCUGGAGGCAUUCAUCUAAAGUAGACUUUUGUGUCAAAAGCAAAGGUUACAUGUGAGUAUUAAUAAAGGAGAUAGUAAAUAAUA
Loxodonta africana (African savanna elephant) is the source of this 3111-nucleotide messenger RNA. RefSeq names its product carbohydrate sulfotransferase 2 (gene CHST2). The record is from RefSeq and is a predicted model, not a curated record. The coding region runs from base 987 to 2552 and encodes 521 amino acids. Lineage: Eukaryota; Metazoa; Chordata; Mammalia; Proboscidea; Elephantidae. Gene Ontology annotation, biological process: carbohydrate metabolic process; sulfur compound metabolic process; N-acetylglucosamine metabolic process. The transcript is spliced from 2 exons. Gene Ontology annotation, cellular component: trans-Golgi network; Golgi membrane. Gene Ontology annotation, molecular function: N-acetylglucosamine 6-O-sulfotransferase activity.